Molecule: messenger RNA, 576 nt
Organism: Mesorhabditis spiculigera
Lineage: Eukaryota; Metazoa; Nematoda; Chromadorea; Rhabditida; Rhabditidae
Source: the annotation of a GenBank genome assembly
AUGCCCCGGUCUUCGAUGAUAAAAGAAGGCUUUGCCCUGUAUCACGACGAGUUAUGGUGGGCACGGCAAGAUCGAGUCGUGGCGAAGACCAAGGCUGCCGUGGAGAAAAUCUUGGCCAACCGAACCGCCUUCUUUGCUCAGCUCGCGGCGUUGGUCGUGGGUUUAAUGGCGAUGCUUCUGAUGUGCCGGGUCGUUGCCGCCAAUUAUCCAACUGCUACACCAGUCGAAGAGCGAUUCCGCGAUUCAAGUAUGCUGCAGCUGCCCAGGCCCUACGAGUGCCCGAAUUCGUUCAUUGUCAGGGUGUGCCAAGGUCGCAGCUUUUGCAUGCCACUGCAGCACGUCCGGCCUUCGAGGUACUGUCCGUAUCGCGUGCACCAGUCCAUCCAACUCCUCCACGAUCGCGUCCGACACGAUGCAGAGCUGAAGUUCGAAGUCGAAUAUAUUGAGAUCCCCAUCAGCCAAGAUAUGCGGCUAGACCAACGCCAACUCCGGUCCCUCUGGGAGGCCCACACGAAAUACGCGCCCGCUGUGGCACAUGCAACAUGGACCGCCGCCCUAACCGAGGAGGGACAGCCA